AUGCCUGUCGCCGACAUCAUGCGCGCUUAUCAACUCGGCUCGGCGGCGGCAUGUGUCCCUUCAUCCGCCAGGACCGCCAGGCAGGAGGAUCAUCCUCAUCCUGUCGGAUACCAGUCACACCGAAGGACACAGGGCUCCACUACUACUGUGUGUAGUCAUGCUACGAUAGGUUCCUUCUCAGCCGAUGUCUUAGCCUUCUUUCUACGUCGCAUAAUGUUCUGCUCACCGUGUUCCACCAUCUUGCCGUGUUUCUGUGCCACUUCAUUCUCGAUGGCGUUGGAUUCGGCCUCCCGACCUUCUUCACAUCCAAAAGGGCGAGCUCCAUUCCGCCAUAUUUCAAAGGAUUAUGACCGCGUGGCGCAGUCCACCCUAUGUGGUUCAUUUCAAGUUACCUACGAGCCAUAG
Messenger RNA from Aspergillus neoniger CBS 115656, 405 nucleotides. RefSeq lists its product as uncharacterized. The coding region runs from base 1 to 405 and encodes 134 amino acids. The record is from RefSeq and is a predicted model, not a curated record. The transcript has 3 exons. Lineage: Eukaryota; Fungi; Ascomycota; Eurotiomycetes; Eurotiales; Aspergillaceae.